CAUUCCCAGCACUGUUUGUUGUUGAGAAUUUUAUCACGCAACAGCCAUCUUUCUUCCGCAGUAUAAAACCCAUCCGCAAUGCUGCGGAUCGUAGAAUUAAUUUGUUUCAAAAUAUUAAACAGUCUUUGUGGAAAUGACCUUUAAAGCCUUCCUUCUGAUCGCACUGGUGGCAGCGGUGUCGGGCCGACCCGCUGAAGGCGAACAUAAGGAGCAAAAUGAGAUUGCUGCCGAUGCCGACCAUCCGUGGAUUGGCAAAUGGGAAUCCAUCGAUGGACGCCAGGAAAACUUUGCUAACUUUAUUAACGCCUUAGGUUUUGCCCAUUACACGGCCGAGCACAAAGUCUGGCAUAAACUGUGGAAAGAAGGUGAUCACUAUCAUCAUCGUAUCAAAGUUCCGGAAAAGAACUACAAAUUGGACGUUGAGUUUAAACUGGGCGAGGAGGGCACCGGCAGCUUCAACAACACGAAUUUCAAGUACAAAUAUACCGAAGAGGGCAAAGAUCUCCAUGCGGAAAUUAACUUGCUGACACAUAAUAAGGUCAUCACCGACUUAUACCAUGUGGAGGGCGAUGAGCUGGUCAAGACGUACAAAGUCGGCGAUGUGCAGGCCAAACGGUGGUACAAGCGCAAAAGCCACGACCAGGCUACCACGGCAGCCAGCGCAUAAAUUUGUGGCCUUUGGUACAACAUACUGAACAUAAUUAGAUGGUGUAAUUAUAGUUGCUGUGUUUGUUUCUCUGUACAAUAUUACGUCAAAGCAUUUCACGCAAACAUGCUGCUGAUUCUUUACAACGAUUUGAAUAAUUCACGCAUGUCUUUUUGUCGGUACACGUAAUGAAUACAUGCGCAGCAAUGCUUGUGAGAUUUGAUGCUUUUUGUAAGAUUUGAUGCUUUUUAUAAGACUCUUAAGUUGAAUACAUAUUACAUGCCGG
Molecule: messenger RNA, 932 nt
Organism: Paramacrobiotus metropolitanus
Lineage: Eukaryota; Metazoa; Tardigrada; Eutardigrada; Parachela; Macrobiotidae
Product: secretory-abundant heat soluble protein 1-like
Exons: 4
Coding region: 134-667 (177 amino acids)
Source: RefSeq, a predicted model, not a curated record